Planococcus citri (citrus mealybug) is the source of this 1322-nucleotide messenger RNA. RefSeq lists its product as uncharacterized. The coding region runs from base 220 to 1173 and encodes 317 amino acids. The transcript is spliced from 5 exons. The record is from RefSeq and is a predicted model, not a curated record. Lineage: Eukaryota; Metazoa; Arthropoda; Insecta; Hemiptera; Pseudococcidae.
AAUACGAACCUGUAAAUUGCAGACUUCGCGGAAUUAAUAAUUGCCUUAUAUUUUAAAGCAACCCAAGUAUAUAAAUUCGAAUUCACUUUCAGUCUCUCUUUGAAAUUAAAAUUUCAAAUUUUAAUCUGCCCAUCUAUUUAUUACUGCAACCAACUGAAUUGACGGAAUUUCAGAUCCACAGUUCAUUUUAUUUAUUUAUUACUCGAGGUUAUUCGCAUAAUGAAAAAGUCACUUGCAAUACUUAUGCUCGCUUUAGGCCUUAUAUUGAUACAAAUGUCAUUUGCCAAACCAUCUGGUAGGAUAGCAGCCUCUUCUGAUUCUGAAUCAGAUGAUGAAUCGGAUGCAGGCUCAUCAGAUGAAGAGGAUUCCUCAGACGAAGACGAUGAAAUUGAAGAAAAUCCAGCCAUGAGCUGUCUGCUUUUCGGCAAAGCAGGCUGUAAUACCGGUUGCGUAAUAGCAGGCGAAUUAUUCCACUUCAAAUCCAAUGGUUUCUGCGACUCGAACCAAGUCUGCAAUUGCCACAACCAUAACGACGACUCAUUCCGCGAAACCUGGAAGAAAAUAUUCAAAUCAGAUUACGUUUAUAGUAAAAUCAACGACGAUAACUUACUCUACGAUCAAGUUAUGAAUAUAUUCAACCGUUCGUUUCGAACCAACGAAGAAUUCAAAGAGUUGCUCAAUCCGAUGCUAAGUCCUUAUCAAUCUUCUAAACUCAAGACAAACAACAAACAUCCUUCUGUUAAGCUCACAAAGGAUGGAAAAUUCGACCAAGAAGCUCUUCAGAAAUACGUCAACGAGAAACUUGAUAAAAAAUUAAAAUCGAAGUCGGGUAAAUCUUUGUUAAAUUCUAGAUAUAAGGAGAAAUUCAGAAAAGCUUUGCAAAGUUCUGAAGAUAGCAAAGCUUCGUUGUAUAAUUACACGUUCAGAGUGAUGCAGCUGAAAGAUAAAAACUUGGAGAAUGUUCUGGAUGAGUUUUUGAAGAAGAAAAAGAUAGAUAAACCAAAGGUGGAUAUUCCCAUCAAGACCGACGAUAUAAUUCAUACGAUGGUCGAUACUAUUGUAAUAAGGGAGUUGAUAAAUCGAAUCGAAGAGAAAAAUAAGGGGUCUAAGAAAUCACCCGCAGCUGGCAAAAAAUCACCUGCGACUCGUACCGCUGCGAAAAAAUCUUCUUAAAUUUUGCAAUAUAGUGAACAUUUUAAUUGUCUGAAAAAGAAAAUGUGUGCUCUAUUUUAUCUGUCAAAUGAAAAUUUGUUUUGCCUGACUAUUUACUCAACUUAAUUAUCUAUUUACUUAUCAGAUCUAAUGUGAUUUGAUCAAAUAGG